AUGCUGAAGGAAAGCAAAAUUAUGGCGAGACAAGCUUCGCGGGUGAUACCGCCAACAGAGUGGAGCUGGACUGAGCCAGCUGAGUCUGUGGCAGGUCGCACCGCGACGCAUCCGCCGACUACCGUCUUCACCUCCAGCGACGAGGAAGAACAGGAGGAGAAGAAGGCCAAAGAAGAGCCUGAGGAGGUCAAGGAAGAAGGGAACACCUCCGACUGGCUUAGUGAGGAGUCAGAGGCUGCGAGCACAGACUCGGAGGACCCAAACGGGGUGGCCGCACUUCUCCGAAAGGACGAGCGCAGAGCAGAGGCGAAGAGGCACCAGAGGGCGCCACCGGAGCCAGCAGAGCCACCAAGGGCCAAGGAGGCGGCGAGGCUGCGAGCAGCAGCACUGGUGGGCAAAGCCACCCGCCUGGCCAGUGGGAGGACUGGUCUGGACAAGGCCAGCAAGAGCAGGGCUGGUCGCAGGCAGCCGCGUGGCCUCAGACCGCGUGGCAGACCACUUUUGGAACGGUAUGGAAAGCUGAAGGAGCCAGUGGAUGAGUCUAAGUUCACCUCUGAGGAGAGUCGGUUGGCUAAGGCUAUGUACACUUUCCUCAUACAGUACUGCCCGGCGUGGGUCUGGCGAAGGCACUUGUCGAACCCCAGUUUUCCCAGUGACAUCUCCCAGUGGAGCACGGCGCUCCAUCAGUGGGAAGCUGAGCUCCGGGAGUUCGAGCGUACCUACAAGGCCACUUUCUCCGAAGAUGAGAAGGUGUCGAUCUUGGCACAUGUUGCGCCGAAGGAGCUGCAGCAAAGCAUUUUCAUGCACAGUGAUGCGCUGGACAGUUAUGGCAAGAUUCGUGAGUGCAUCGAGCAGCAGCAAACAAGAACAGAGAUCAACCUGAUGAUGGAGGUUUGCGACCAAUGGACAUUGGAGGUGUCAAAGGUCGGAGCAGUCGACACCGAGGCUGCUACUGACACUGGUGGAACCGGUGGUUCGAGUGGAGCCAAGGACGGAACUCCUUUGAAAGUGUACGGCAAGCAGUAUCCGCAGGUCAUGUUUGGUCGGACCAGUGGUUCGGUCGAGAUGACUGUGACAGAUGCCGCUGAAAGCCUCGUUUCAGUUCACAGCUUGGUAGCUAAGGGACACAAGGUAGUUUUCAGUCCAGGAGGGUGUUACCUAGAGACGAAGACGGGUGACACCGUACCACUUGAGCUUCAUGGCAAGAGGUGGUAUCUCAAGGUGAUGGACAAGACCGAAGGUCCAGGACCAGUUCGUGGGCGCAUAGCCCCAAUUGGCGAUGAAGUGGACCUUGGGCCUAAGGAGCCCGACAGGUGGAAGAGAGAGGUGAAAGAUGGGGUUGAGUACCUCAUUAGAGAGCACAACAAUCCGAGGAAGCGACUUUUCGCUCCAAAGGUCAAGGACCUUCCAGUGCCGUUGGAGAGGAUUGAGAGCGGAAGGCUCGCGAAGAUGAUCUUCGAAGAAGACGGCUCACAGAAAGAGGACCGCAGCAUGUGGGAAGACAAGCGGUAUGCUAUGAGAGAGAUGAAGCACUCAUGGCUUGGAGAGACCUGGUUCAGGCUAAAGCCUGAGAGGUUUGAUGAGCCAGCUGCUGAAGAAGAGCAGCCGAGUCACGAGGAUGAGUGGAUGCGAGGUCUCGACGAGGCCUACGAGGAAGAAGUGCUUGGAGGAGAGGAAGCUCACGAGCAGAUCGUCGAGGACGAGGAGGAUGCUGAUGAGCGCCUGGCGGUAGACGAAGGAGACGACGACAAGAAAGCCAAGGCGAUUAAGGCACCGAAGGAACCGACAGCUGCAGAGGUGGAGGAGCACAAUCUUCACCACGCCAACUUUGAGAGUUGGUGCCCUGUUUGUGUGAUGGGGCAAGGAAAGAGCAAGCAGCAUCGGAGAAUCAAGGAAGAUCCAAAAGAGCACAUCAUCUACUCAGACUACAUGUUUUUCUCCAAGGAGGGAACAGAAGUGAGCAAAGAAGAAAGCGAGAAGAAGAAGGCUGGGUUGGUGACCGUGUUGACAGCCAUUUGCAAGGACAGCCAGUAUCCUUUUGCAUUGGUGUUGCCAUCCAAAGCCAGCGUGGACUACGCGAGCAAGGCGCUCACGAGCUGGAUCAAGGACCUCAAGUGGGACAAGGUGGUCAUUCAGUUCGACCAGGAAAGCGCUUUGAACAAGAUCUACGAGAAGGUGAAAGCAAGCGUGGGUGACACCAUAACCUUGCGGAGAUCACCGCGAUACAGCUCUCAGUCCUUGGCGGAUGGAGAGAUGAUCAAUGGUCUCAUCGCGGGAAAGGUGCGCACGUGGCUUGCAGAAGUGUCUGAGAAGUACAAGAUGAAGAUCGGUUGUGACAGUGUGUUGUUUCCGUGGAUCGUGAGACACAGCGCAUGGACGCUGGCCCGAUUCCAUAUCAACCACUCUAAGACAACAGCCUUCAGGAUUGUGAAUGGGUAUGAUUACCUCGGAGAGAUGAUGACUUUCGGUCAGGUGGCCAUGGCUAAGUACCCCAAGCAGAAGGACAAGGCAGCCCCGAGAUGGAUUCGGGGAGUGUAUGUGGGGAAGAACGCACUUGGUGAUGAACACCUGUUGCUCACGGAAGCAGGCGUGCAAACCUGCAGGACUGCGCGGAGGUUGCCUGAGAGUUCCCAGUACAGUGUGGAGGUUCUAGAGAAGGCAAGAGGAGUGCCGUGGAACCGGUACUUGGGGAUAGCAACCACCAGAGUUGCGCAAGAGAAGUCCGAGCAGAAAGCAGUCUCAGUCCCAGAGCUGGAGGCUGCAGAGACCGACGACUUUGGGUCUGGUGAUCCAAAGGAAGUGCUGGUUGUUCCAAUGCCAGCACCGCCGCAAGGUGAGAAGCACGUAAAAGAAGUGAGCGAAGAACCAGAGAGCAAGAGAGCAAGGGUGGAACCUGGUGAGGCCAAGCAGCCCGCGGGUGACACCGCUCAAGCUUCAGGUGGACCGGUGCAGUUCAGCAUCGCAACGCCUGAUGCUAGCAUGGGGACAGGCAGUCAAGACCUUAGCCUCUACUCGCCGUCCCUUCCGGGAGACAUGGCUCAGGAUAUGAUAUCCUGCAUCAGCAACCAUGGUGAGUGGAGUGAGGCAAGCACGUGUCUUGGAAAGGAGGACUACGAGCACUACAAGAAAUGGGUAAAGCAGAAUGAGGGAUGCUUUGAUUCGAGCAUGGUCAGCAACAUUAUGGACUACCUGGACACGAUGCAGAUGGAUGAAAGAGAACUCAAGAGAGCGCGGAAGGAAGAGCUGAGAAAGCUCAACGAGGUCUAUGGGGCCUUCACGCCUAGAGAUGGGCGGCAGCUUCCGAGAGACCUGACGGUGUUUGGCCACAAGUGGGUCGACAAGGUGACAGAGGGGAUAGCGAAGUCCAGGCUUACAUGCCAGCAUUUCAAGAAGAAGCAAGAUGCCAACGAAAGGCACAGCUCAGAGUUUCCCUCAAACUUCUGCCCUACGCCGCACGCGACCUCGAGAAAGCUUUUGGAAGUUUACUCUUUGGCUACGAGGAUGCCGAGAGUGAAAGCUGAUUUGAGCUCAGCUUUUCUGAUCGCUAAGGAUGGAGGAGACGCGAAGGGGCAACCGGUGAUGAUGAGGCCACCAAAGGAAUGGCUGGAGGAUUACGAUGAGUGGUAUGCCAAAGCAGAUCCAGAAGUGCAGCGACAGCUGAAAGACACGCCCAAGGAGAGCGUGUUGUGGCAGGUAGAUGGAAAUUUGUACGGCAGACAGUCGGCGGCAGCACAGUACAGAGAUCGCUUGGAGGUCAUUUUGACCAAGGAACUCCCGAAGGGAGUUUAUGAUUUUCGCCGCGGAAAGCUUGAUGCAUGUGUGUUUCGAUGCAGGCGCACAGGUAUAGUUCUGAUUCAUCACAUAGAUGAUUUCGAUGUGUGCGGACCGGCUGCGUUGUUGAACGACUUACUCAAGGUGCAGUUGCCAAAGUGCGGGUGCAAGCUGAAAGUGGGGGAGCUUGAGUGGCCUGGGGAAGCAAGCAGUAGCACAAGUGAGUUUCUUGGUAGGAAGAAGAUCCUAGUUGAGGGUGCUGUGGUGCCGCUUCCAAACGAGAAGCACAUCAAUGACAUUCUUAGGAUGCUAGGACUUGAGGAAGCUAAGCCAAGCCCAGUGCCAGGGAAGAAGCUUAACCUGCAGGACAACAAACCGCUUGAAGGCAAGGCGAAGGAAACCUACGCAAGCUGUGUAGGUAGCACAACUUAUCUGUCACAAGACAGACCAGACAUAAAGUUUGCCUGCAAGGAGCUGGCAAAGCGGAUCAGGGAACCGCGUGAGUGUGACAUGCAAAACCUCAAGGUGCUUGGAAGGUAUCUGCGUGGGACAAUGCACGUAGGACACGUGACCAAGUUGGAUGAGCAAGUGGACCCAGCGGCAGGGAUUCCUCUUCAGGGAUUCUGUGACAGUGACUGGGCCGGGGAUAAAGAGGAUAGGAAAAGCACCAGUGGACAGGUGAUAGUCCUAGGAGGGACUGUCGUGGAGACCUCAGCGAGGACUCAGCAAGGCACCCCAGCUACAAGCUCAGGGGAAGCGGAGGUCAGAGCCUUAACUCAGUGCGCUCAGGACCUGGUGUUUGUGAGGAACUUAGGAGUUGAAGACUUCGGGAUGUCAAUCGAUGUUCCGAGACUGUUCUGCGACAGCAGUGCAGCAAUCCAGGUUGCUAGGCGACUUGGUGUUGGUUUGAUGAGACAUGUGGAUCUAGGACACUUGUACAUACAAGAACUUGUGAAAGAGGAGAGAGUGAUUGUCCAGAAGAUCAAAGGGACAGAGAAUCCUUCAAACGCCUUGACAAAGCAUUUGGCCACGGGAGCCGAAACUGAGGAAGGAAGGGGCAUGUUGGGUCUAGUAACCUUGGACAAGCAAGGGCUGGACAAGCACGUUUCAAAGAACACGAUGCAAUCGGUUGGAGCACUGACAAGCUACAAGAAGUGGCAGCCGCAGCAGUGCACAAGGCUCAGCACAAAGCAGUUCGUUAGUGCUGUUGGUGAUUGUGUACAUGGGUACAACGUGCCCACAUGGAAAGCUCUUUAUGAGCCGGAAAGGACGCAAAGUCCACUCAGACCCUGGGUGUCAAGGUUUGUACAGAGCGGACGACAUCAAGGGAUUUGA
Molecule: messenger RNA, 5106 nt
Organism: Symbiodinium sp. CCMP2592
Lineage: Eukaryota; Dinophyceae; Suessiales; Symbiodiniaceae
Source: the annotation of a GenBank genome assembly